GUGUAACAAAAUCGAUUAUAAAUCGUGUCUUUUUAGUGCCAUUUUUAAUUCUAAAAAGUGAUAUAAUAGUAGUAGCGCUAACGAUACUUAUCGCCAGUACAAAGUUUAAUAUUUCAUUGCCUUCACGCCUCUAAAUAUAGAAUUUAAAAAUCUCUUAAAAUAGCCAAGCUUUCGAGUUAGACGCGCUAGUUAGUAAAGACAUAGUCGAAGUUAAAUUAGUCGAUUUUAUAAAUAUAUCAAUCAUAAUUACCUCGAUGUCUCUAAUCUGUGGAGGGUGUGCAUUUUUAACAUACUUCAAUCCGGAGAGCGCGUCGAGUGCUCAAUCGGCUCUACAUGAGAAACGGACACUACCAGGGAUGAACCGGGCAAUACAGGUGAAACCGGCGGACAGCGAAAAUAGAGGAGAUCGGAAGUUGUUCGUGGGCAUGCUCAGCAAACAGCAGACGGAGGAGGAUGUGCGUCAGCUGUUCACACCGUUCGGCACAAUAGAAGAGUGCUCCAUACUGCGGGGGCCUGACGGCGCGAGUAAAGGGUGCGCGUUCGUAAAGUUCAGCUCGCACCAAGAGGCGCAAGCAGCGAUCACGAGCCUGCACGGAAGUCAAACUAUGCCGGGCGCAUCAUCGAGCCUGGUGGUGAAGUUCGCGGACACUGAGAAGGAGCGGCAGUUACGGCGCAUGCAACAGAUGGCAGGCAACAUGAGCCUGCUCAACCCCUUCGUGUUCAACCAGUUCGGAGCCUACAGCACCUACGCGCAAGUCAUCACGGAACAGCAACAAGCCGCGCUGAUGGUUGCUGCGACGGCGCAGGGCUACAUCAGUCCAAUGACGGCGCUCGCCUCGCAUGCACUCAACGGCAUGGCUAACUCCGUCGUACCGCCCUCCUCGGAUAACUUCUCAGGUCUGGCGAUAGGCACGGGCGGGGGACAGCCUCUGAACGGCGCGCUCCCGUCGCUGCCGUCGCCAACCAUGCCUGGCUUCAACAUGGCCGCUCAGACCGCCAACGGACAGCCGCCGCCGCAGGACGCCGUCUAUACUAAUGGCAUACAUCAGACGUUUACUGGACCGGUACCAGUAACAGCACAAGGCCUGCCGAACGGCGAGGCAGCGGCGUUGCAGCACGCAGCCUAUCCCGGCAUGCAACCCUUCCCGGGAGUCGCUUAUCCAGCGGUUUAUGGGCAGUUUCCGCAGCCGAUCCCCCCGCCGAUGUCGACGAUUGCGCCCGCGCAACGAGAAGAUUUUCUUAUGUUCCCAGGCUGCUCGAUCUCGGGCCCCGAGGGCUGCAACCUGUUCAUCUACCACCUGCCCCAGGAGUUCGGAGACGCGGAGCUGAUGCAAAUGUUCCUGCCCUUCGGCAACGUCAUCAGCAGCAAAGUGUUUAUCGACCGUGCCACUAAUCAGAGCAAAUGUUUUGGUUUCGUAUCGUUCGACAACCCGACGUCGGCGCAGGCGGCGAUCCAAGCGAUGAACGGCUUCCAGAUCGGCAUGAAGCGGCUGAAGGUCCAACUGAAGCGGCCCAAGGAUGCCAAUAGGCCUUACUAACCCUAGACGCCGUCCCUGCGCGCUCAUCGCGUGCCCGUGGUGGCGGCCGGGUCGUACGGCAGGCCAGAGGCGCGCCUGUUCGCGUAUUAUCAACAAUUCUAUGGAAUUUACUACACAUUUAUUGUAUAGCAAAUAUCAUUACCUACAUACUUACCUAAAGAAUUAUGCAAGCCCACUCGGCGAGUAUACUAAAUUAGUUAAAAGUAAUUUAUUAAAUCAGCGCGUAGGAAUGCUUCAUUCUUAUCAUUAUCGAUUAAUCAUUAAAUUACUCUAUUAUAUUAUUAUAUAUACAAUUUAUUAACUUUGAUUAAAUUAUUAUUAUUAUUAUAAAAAAUGACACGUUAUAAAAAUUUUGUCAUUCGUAAUCAUACUUCUACUUCUAAGUACUUAACGUUUAACUGAAACUUUUAACAUAAAUUUAUUAUACUAGUUAUUUGCUUGAACUAAGCCAAACUGAAUUUAUUAAGUAAGUUGAAAAUGUAAGAAAAAAAAUGUAUUUUAAUGAUUGUAUAUUGCAAGGAGUUGCAGCGCCUCGGCGAUGCAUGCGCUCGCGCAGUCCGCGCGGCACUGUUGUCUCCCACCGCCGAACUGAUCGCAUCAUAUAAGUGCUCGCAUGCAUCACUAUUGGAGUAUUUAUAUAAUGUCCUAUAUUUUGUUACAUUUUAAUGUGUGUGUGUCUGUAAGCUAUGUCGCUGGCUCGUACCACACGACAUUCGUUUCGACGCAAUCGGCGGGCAAUCACAAAUUGUAAUAUAGAAAGAGCACAUUGUACACGAAGGCUCCCCACGAGACGACUAUGUACUCCGUCUGUUCAACGGCGAUUUGUAAAAAUAUAACUUGUAAGUAGGACCAUGUAAUAUAUUCAGUAUCGCGUUGUAGACGCGUCGGUCUGUUCAUGGUACGGCCAGCACUCACAAACCUACAUGUUAGUGACGAUGUUGUUGACAAAAUUAAAUGUUUGUAUUUAACGCUGUGUACAAAUGAAAGUGCACUUCCAACAUAAGACCGAAUACUUAGGCCUUCGUUUCGAAAGAUCGUGUUAUUAUGUGUUGUAAAUUCCAAUAUGGGCUGUGAUAUAAAAAAUAUAAUAUCAACAUAAUGGACUGUACAGGCCGUUCGUCUCUGUAUUGCAUAUGUGUGUACCGCUCCCGCGCCGCCCGCGUGCCGCGCGACUCCCGCCCUACAUCCAGUCUGAUCUCCAUCGCGUUACAUUCCAGCCUGCUGGCUUGCAAAACACUGUUAUCAACAGGACAUUACUUUUCUAUACAUUGUUCUACAACUAUCAUAGUAAGCGAGUACCAGUUACCUAACCAAUUGAUCAUGGAAAGGGACAUUUUCUGAGAUUUUCUAAAAAGAAAAAAUCACUAUUUAUUUUUGUACAUACCGCAGGAAAUUUCAGAAAAUGUCUUUAACAUGACAAUAUUCGCUCGCCAAGCUACUGAUUGUUCGUACGCGCCGUCGUACCCAGAUGUUAUUUAAUGGCUAAGCCCUGUAGAUAGUACAAUUGUCGGCAAGGCGGAGGUCGCGUGUCAGGCGGCGGCUGCUCGCGAAGUCGCGAUGUCAAUUCUCCAGGAGCGCGCUUCCCCUACUUUAUUUCAAGCAUUCGUGUGUGUGUCUGUACAUUAUACAUAUAUAAAAAACUAUUCGUGUUAAGGUGUUAAAUACAAUGACUGUGACUAAAUGCGUCCGGGGAGUCAACAGUGAGUGGUGCGCGAACUACCAGAAUACAAAACUAGUGUAAUUUCUACUGAAAAAAAUAGAUUCAUAAUCAAGAAAAGUACCAAUAUAAAUAUAAAAUAAUACUGAGAUACCUUAGAUAUAUUGUGUGCGCGCGGCGAGUCGCGCAGUGUGCGUGCACAGCGCCCGCCUCUAGUCAAAUAUUACACUCACCGCAACACAUAGAAUUUUAUAUUUACACAAAUAAUUAUAUUAUAUUGAUAUAGUAUUCUAGUUUUAGGCGUUUAUGAUUUACAAGUAAGCAGUGUGUUAAGGCGAUAUUCGUAAAAAAAACAAGUCUAUCGUUUUAAGUGUCUCUAGUUCUUUUCUCUUAAAUCUUGUCUCACCAUUGUGCAAUACGUUGUUACGCUUUUUGAAAUUGUUUUAGCAUCGUUUUUAUUUAAUGCAUUAAGUAUUUAUUUGUUUCUUGAAUAUGAAUGUUUCUUAUGUUACCGUUGUAGAUAAUUCGUCGACGUGGUCUCGUUUCGUAAACCGACUGCGAGCCGACCUCAAGAAGCGCGUGCGUCGGGUCUAGUUGUAGUGCGCGGUCGCGGCUGCUGCCGGCCGGCGGCCGCGUGUUGUCGGCGCCGCGCCGCGACCGACU
Helicoverpa zea (corn earworm) is the source of this 3858-nucleotide messenger RNA. It is a transcript of the gene bru3, whose product is annotated as CUGBP Elav-like family member 4. The record is from RefSeq and is a predicted model, not a curated record. The coding region runs from base 255 to 1538 and encodes 427 amino acids. The transcript has 13 exons. Gene Ontology annotation, biological process: mRNA splice site recognition; regulation of alternative mRNA splicing, via spliceosome. Gene Ontology annotation, cellular component: ribonucleoprotein complex; cytoplasm; nucleus. Lineage: Eukaryota; Metazoa; Arthropoda; Insecta; Lepidoptera; Noctuidae. Gene Ontology annotation, molecular function: mRNA binding.